This is a messenger RNA of Salpingoeca rosetta, 698 nucleotides long. Its product is annotated as ubiquitin/ribosomal protein CEP52. Gene Ontology annotation, molecular function: structural constituent of ribosome; protein tag activity; ubiquitin protein ligase binding. Gene Ontology annotation, cellular component: nucleus; cytoplasm; ribosome. NCBI's taxonomy places the organism in Eukaryota, Choanoflagellata, Craspedida, Salpingoecidae. The transcript is spliced from 3 exons. Gene Ontology annotation, biological process: translation; protein ubiquitination; modification-dependent protein catabolic process. The record is from RefSeq and is a predicted model, not a curated record. Bases 130 to 516 code for a protein of 128 amino acids.
UGCGUUUUUGGCCGCUCACACGCGUGAAGUGCCUUUUCUCGCUUUGCGUGGUUGCCUUUCUCCCCAAUAUCGGCUCUUGGACGACCAGCGGCACAGCAGCCAAACCACCACCACAGCCACCAGCCAGCCAUGCAGAUCUUCGUCAAGACCCUCACGGGCAAGACCAUCACCCUCGAGGUCGAGCCUUCUGACUCCAUCGAGAACGUCAAGGCCAAGAUCCAGGACAAGGAGGGUAUCCCCCCGGAUCAGCAGCGUCUCAUCUUCGCUGGCAAGCAGCUGGAGGACGGCCGCACGCUGAGCGACUACAACAUUCAGAAGGAGAGCACCCUCCACCUUGUGCUGCGCCUGCGCGGUGGUGUCAUUGAGCCCAACCUCAAGCUCCUCGCCCAGAAGUACAACUGCGACAAGAUGAUCUGCCGCAAGUGCUACGCUCGCCUUCACCCCCGUGCCCAGAACUGCCGUAAGAAGAAGUGCGGUCACUCCAGCAACCUCCGCCCCAAGAAGAAGCUCAAGUAAACGGACCCUUGAUCGUUCUCUUGUUGUGUGUGGUGUUGUUGUGCUGUUCCGUCACGCUGUUGCUGCGUUGUGCCCCUUGUUCCUUCCUCUCUGUGUGUGGCGUCCAUCGUUUCAUGGAUGAUGAUGCUGGAAUGAUGGAUGAACAUUACAAUGAUAUGGGAAGCAGCCCUCCAACCACGCAA